AUGGCUACUGCUGCGACGGAGGCAACCAACAUGGACCAGCAGGUCGAUCUCUCCACCAUCCCCAUCUCCCCCAAGGGCGCUGAGAACGCCAGCGAGGCCAAGGACGACAGCAAGCCCGUGACGGUCUUCCACGACAAAGAUAACUUCAAUGUCAAGCACCCCCUCCAGAACAAGUGGACUCUCUGGUUCACCAAGCCCCCGAGCGGAAAGGGCGAUAACUGGAACGACCUGCUCAAGGAGGUCAUCACCUUUGAUUCAGUUGAGGAGUUCUGGGGUGUCUACAACAACGUUGCUCCCGUUUCAGAACUUGCCCUCAAGUCCGACUACCACCUCUUCAAGGCUGGCGUCCGCCCUGAGUGGGAAGACCCCCAGAACAAGCACGGUGGCAAGUGGUCCUACCAGUACAAGGACAAGCGCAAUGUCGAUGUCGACCGCCUUUGGCUGCAUGUCAUGAUGGGCGCUAUCGGUGAGACGCUCGAAGAGGAGGACGACGGUGAGGUCAUGGGCGUUGUUGUCAACGUCCGCAAAGGCUUCUACCGUAUCGGUGUCUGGACUCGCACCAUAGGAAAGAGCAUUCCCGGACGAGGCGAUGGCGAUGUUGCCGGCGGAAAGGGCCGAAGCUCGGAGAAGGGUAAGGAUAUUCUCCUAUCUAUCGGACGCAGAUUCAAGGAGACCCUUGAGCUCCCCAGCAACGAGCAGAUCGAGUUCUCUGGCCACACAGACAGCGCUCACGCUGGUAGCACCAGAGCCAAGGCCAAAUAUGUGGUGUAA
Trichoderma asperellum CBS 433.97 is the source of this 771-nucleotide messenger RNA. The record is from RefSeq and is a predicted model, not a curated record. NCBI's taxonomy places the organism in Eukaryota, Fungi, Ascomycota, Sordariomycetes, Hypocreales, Hypocreaceae.